Messenger RNA from Alosa alosa (allis shad), 1566 nucleotides. It is a transcript of the gene mcee, whose product is annotated as methylmalonyl CoA epimerase. Lineage: Eukaryota; Metazoa; Chordata; Actinopteri; Clupeiformes; Clupeidae. Bases 194 to 727 code for a protein of 177 amino acids. The transcript has 3 exons. The record is from RefSeq and is a predicted model, not a curated record. Gene Ontology annotation, biological process: L-methylmalonyl-CoA metabolic process. Gene Ontology annotation, cellular component: mitochondrion. Gene Ontology annotation, molecular function: methylmalonyl-CoA epimerase activity.
GCAGAUCAUUUGAGAGUGGCGAACAUCAAUGUCACAACAAGCUCCUAUUUGAAGCUAUAUCAAUGUUUUAUUAGGGUUACUCGACAGUCUUUUGGUUUAAAUAGAGUUCCGAAGAGCCGUUAUUCACAGUGCAUUUGGCAAAUCGCUGUUAUAUUAUCUUAAGUCAGUAGUUUUCAAUAAAGUUUUUAGAAACAUGGCGUCUCCCUUGCUGAAGGUUGCAGUGAGAGGUCUUUCCAGGUGCAUAGGCCUAUGCCACACAUCACCAUCUCUCAGAGCCUUCUCUUCAUCAACUCUACUCCGUCAGGGAGUUCCACCCUCACUCUGGAAGCUCGGUAGGCUGAAUCACGUUGCAAUAGCCGUGCCGGACCUGGAGAAGGCCACCGCCCUGUACCGCGACGUGUUGGGUGCCCAGGUGAGCGCUACCGUGCCACUGCCGGAGCAUGGCGUGUACACCGUGUUUGUGGAGCUGGGCAACACCAAACUGGAGCUCCUGCAUCCGCUGGGGGAGAAGAGCCCCAUAGCUGGAUUCCUACAGAAGAAUAAGUCUGGGGGAAUGCAUCAUAUCUGCAUAGAGGUUGAUGACAUCAAGGCAGCCAUUUUGGCUCUGAAAGCACAGAACAUCCGCAUGCUUUCUGCAGAGCCGAGGAUAGGGGCCCAUGGGAAACCAGUCAUGUUCCUGCACCCCAAAGACUGUGAUGGUGUGCUGGUGGAGCUGGAGGAAGCUUAACACUGGUGCCCCCCUCAGUUUGGGCUCGUCCUCGUCUAUACGGGCAACACAGCUGACCCUGGACUUGUGUCCGGCCUUGAGCUGGAAUGGACUGAAUACAUGCCUGGACUGUCUUUCCCGAAAGCAUCGUUGAACAACCACCAUUGUUUCAGCUGAGAGAGAGGGAGAGUGUUCAAAAUGAUAGCUGCUCCAACGGUUGGUGGUCAUUGAACUAUGCUUUCUGGAAGACUGCUCCAUUUUGGGAUGGGAGACCCUCUGGAAUUGCAUGCUAUCUGGGAUAAUUGCCAGUCGAACAGCACUUCAGAGAACUCGCCGGAAACGGCUCUCCAAAUAGUAUUGUCAUAUGACACAGAGUAGUUUCCUGCUAUCAGACAAGAUCAAAGAAUUCCCAGAAUUCCCACAGGCCACGAUUGCUUAUCCGAACCGCUCCCCCCUCCUGAAUGUGUUCAUCAGACAGAGUCUGUAAUGAGAAGAUUAGAAUAUCAAAAUACGCAUCUGAGCCCCCCAACACACACACACACACACACACACACACACACACACACACUAAUGGUAGUGUAGUGGAGGGUCCUUUACUGUAGGCAUCUACAAAAAGCUAAAUGGGUGGUUGAAGACUCCGAGAGCCUGACCAGAAUAUCAGGAAAUGGUCGCUCGUACCCCAAGAUGUGAUUGAAUCUUCAUUGUUUGUUUGUUUGUUUGUUUCUGUUUUGCCGUGUCUCUUCUUUCCCUACAUCCCCACUUGCUGUGAUGGAAUUAUCCAGAGUUCUUUGCCUAAAAGAGUUUUUUUCCUGAUGUAAAAAAAAAAAAAAAAAAAACAAGAAUAAAAGAUCUUCCAACUU